AAGCGCAAGAAAACAAAUCAAAAAGCGAAAAACUAAAAAACUUCUAAAAACUCUCAAAACCCAAAAAAAGUGAAAAAAAGUUCAAUUCAAGUGAAAAAAGAGAAAAAAAGCAACAAGAAACAAUGGACCGAAGCAUCAUAAUUCCAUUUUUGUUCGACCAUCAACCAGCUGAAUGGAGUCUCUUUGAUCCUUGGCGCUACGCUUUGCAAAACUUUGGUCAUCAUCAUCAUCACGUCACUCCAGCUCAACGUCAGGGAUCCAAAAAAGGCGAUUUGUUCAGUCAAUAUUUGAGAGAAUUGCAGAAAGACUUCGAAACUGUGCAGAAACUCGAUGACGAAGGAUUCCGUUUCCGUGUCGACGUUCAAGACUACAAGCCAGAAGAAAUCAAAGUCAUGCUCGAAGGCAACACAGUAACGGUCGAAGGCAAGCAUGAGGAACGUUCAGAUGCUCACGGAACAAUUUCUCGUCAAUUUGUCAGAAAAUUCGCGUUGCCAAAGGGAGUCAUCGAUGUCGAAAAAUUGCAAUCGAACUUCAGCAGCGAUGGCGUUUUGACAAUUUGUGCACCGAAAUUGCAAGCAAUUGAGAACAAGAAAGCACGAGAAAUUCCCAUUGAACGCUGCGGACCUGUAAAGGAACAAAUUCAACAGAAAAAUGGUGAUGAAGAGAAAAUGGAGUAAAAUGUUUCCAAAGAACCUCAUAUCCAGUAUUUUUUAAGCUUUCGACUGAAUAGAUUUUAAGUUUUUGCUUACUUGUAAUGUUCCUCAGGUGAUUUUUGUUCAAUAAA
Molecule: messenger RNA, 784 nt
Organism: Culicoides brevitarsis
Lineage: Eukaryota; Metazoa; Arthropoda; Insecta; Diptera; Ceratopogonidae
Product: heat shock protein 23-like
Exons: 1
Coding region: 123-677 (184 amino acids)
Biological process (GO): protein refolding; response to heat
Cellular component (GO): cytoplasm; nucleus
Source: RefSeq, a predicted model, not a curated record